GCGACGAUGGCAUCCAAGAAAGCCAUCGAGCACUUUGCAGACCACACAAAGUAUCAUCUCGCACCCCACGGUUUCUGGAAACGUUUCCGCGACGCAGUAGUGAUCAACCCGAACGUCUCUUCCGGUCUCCCAGUAGCCAGUGUGAACAGGUACCCACAGCCCGGCAGCAGACCAGAGAAAUACGCCACUCCAGCUUCGCAGGCCUCUGAUCCUGCUCAGAACCCCUAUCAUAAACGCGAUUUCCGCCGCGCCUACCCACAGGUAUCGACCGUCUCCCAACCGCUACUCACUUCCCUCCUCCUCCAAUCCCCCACACUCGCUGCGCUCCAUGCGCCCGAAGCGGCCGCCAGCUCUCUCUCGGCCGAUCCGACGCUCUCCCAGCUUCCUGUCCCUCUGCCCGACAAGCUGCCCGACUUGACCGAGGCGCUCCAAGAGCUUAGCGAGAAGACGAAGCUGUUCGAUGGUAAGAACCUCCCGCCUGUACCCCCCAGAGUUAGGAAAUGGACGGGUAUGGUACCCGGGGAAGAGGUGCCGAGGGAUAAACAUGCAUAUUUCCCAAUGGAGCUGUUCAAAUAGAGCAAGCUGAAUAAAAC
This is a messenger RNA of Dacryopinax primogenitus, 593 nucleotides long. Its product is annotated as NADH dehydrogenase. The transcript has 3 exons. The record is from RefSeq and is a predicted model, not a curated record. NCBI's taxonomy places the organism in Eukaryota, Fungi, Basidiomycota, Dacrymycetes, Dacrymycetales, Dacrymycetaceae. Bases 7 to 576 code for a protein of 189 amino acids.